GGAUGUGUCUCUACUACUAAGGCGGAAGGGGGCUACAAGCAGUGGAUAAUGUCAGAUGCCCAGCUCUCCCCGUCUACCUAAAGCUCCUCUCUGGCUGCACCAGGGUUAGUCUCUCUAAGAAAUAGCAGGAACUGUGGCAGCGGCGAAAGGAAGCGGCUGAGACGCGUGGAACCUGAAAAAGUCUGGGUGCUCGGGUUUACCUCAUAGCGAGGUCCCAGCCAGCCGUCAGCACCAUGGACAGCAGCACCGUCCCCACCAACGCCAGCAAUUGCACUGAUCCCUAUACGCACUCUUCAAGUUGCUCCCCAGCACCUAGCCCCGGUUCCUGGGUCAACUUCUCCCACCUAGAUGGCAACCUGUCCGACCCAUGCGGUCCGAACCGCACCGAGCUGGGCGGGAGCGACAGCUCGUGCCCUCCGACCGGCAGUCCUUCCAUGAUCACAGCCAUCACCAUCAUGGCCCUCUACUCCAUCGUGUGCGUGGUGGGUCUCUUCGGAAACUUCCUGGUCAUGUAUGUGAUUGUCAGAUACACCAAAAUGAAGACUGCCACCAACAUCUACAUUUUCAACCUUGCUCUAGCAGACGCCUUAGCAACCAGUACCCUGCCCUUCCAGAGUGUCAAUUACCUAAUGGGUACAUGGCCGUUUGGAACCAUCCUCUGCAAGAUCGUGAUCUCCAUAGAUUACUAUAAUAUGUUCACCAGCAUCUUUACCCUCUGCACCAUGAGUGUCGAUCGUUACAUCGCAGUCUGCCAUCCCGUCAAAGCCCUGGAUUUCCGUACUCCCCGCAAUGCCAAAAUUGUCAAUGUCUGCAACUGGAUCCUCUCUUCAGCCAUUGGUUUGCCUGUAAUGUUCAUGGCAACAACAAAGUACAGGCAUGGUUCCAUAGAUUGUACCCUCACAUUCUCUCACCCAGCCUGGUACUGGGAAAACCUGCUGAAAAUUUGUGUUUUCAUCUUUGCCUUCGUCAUGCCUGUCCUCAUCAUUACAGUGUGUUAUGGACUGAUGAUCUUACGCCUCAAGAGUGUCCGUAUGCUCUCUGGCUCCAAAGAAAAGGACAGGAAUCUGCGAAGAAUCACCAGAAUGGUGCUGGUGGUUGUGGCUGUGUUCAUUGUUUGCUGGACUCCCAUUCACAUUUAUGUCAUCAUUAAAGCCUUGAUCACAAUCCCGGAAACUACAUUCCAGACCGUUUCCUGGCACUUCUGCAUUGCCCUAGGUUACACAAACAGCUGCCUAAAUCCUGUCCUUUACGCAUUUCUGGAUGAAAACUUCAAACGAUGCUUCAGAGAGUUCUGUAUCCCAACUUCCUCCACCCUUGAGCAGCAAAACUCCACUCGAGUCCGUCAGAACACUAGAGACCACCCUUCCACGGCCAAUACAGUGGAUAGGACUAACCAUCAGCUAGAAAAUCUGGAAGCAGAAACUGCUCCAUUGCCCUAAGUGGGUCUCAUGCCAUUCAGACCCUCACUGAGCUUAGAAGCCACCAUCUAUGUGGAAGCAGUUUGCUGCAAGAACCUGUGGGAGGCUCUAGUUUCCUAGGAAAGUACCUGCUUCUGAGUCAUCAAAACUCGAUCCUCUGUGGCCAAUCCUCUCUGCACAUGUGAAGGAUAUCUCCACUAAGUCAAGUGCUGGGAAGGAAAGGUCUAUACCACACUAACGAGUCCAGCUGGUGUACAUAAUCAUGAGAAAGAUGCCCAAUGGGACCAAAACACACUGUGGUAUGUGAAUCGGGGUCAUCAUAGAAGAUGGCCCUUCUGUGUGUAAUAUUUUGUUUUCAAGCAAAUAUUUAUGACCUCAUCAAAAAAAAUCAAUUGUUAAAUUCAGCAUGGUGACAUGUAAAGUAAGUGCUACCUCUGAUCAAAGGACCUUGUGUGGAAAGCC
This is a messenger RNA of Odobenus rosmarus divergens (Pacific walrus), 1880 nucleotides long. RefSeq names its product opioid receptor, mu 1 (gene OPRM1). Gene Ontology annotation, molecular function: beta-endorphin receptor activity; morphine receptor activity; neuropeptide binding. Lineage: Eukaryota; Metazoa; Chordata; Mammalia; Carnivora; Odobenidae. Gene Ontology annotation, biological process: sensory perception of pain; neuropeptide signaling pathway; G protein-coupled opioid receptor signaling pathway. Gene Ontology annotation, cellular component: neuron projection; membrane. The coding region runs from base 234 to 1439 and encodes 401 amino acids. The transcript has 4 exons. The record is from RefSeq and is a predicted model, not a curated record.